This is a messenger RNA of Lutzomyia longipalpis, 3798 nucleotides long. RefSeq names its product echinoderm microtubule-associated protein-like 2. Bases 559 to 3219 code for a protein of 886 amino acids. Gene Ontology annotation, cellular component: mitotic spindle. The record is from RefSeq and is a predicted model, not a curated record. Gene Ontology annotation, biological process: microtubule cytoskeleton organization. Gene Ontology annotation, molecular function: microtubule binding. NCBI's taxonomy places the organism in Eukaryota, Metazoa, Arthropoda, Insecta, Diptera, Psychodidae. The transcript is spliced from 13 exons.
GUGGAUGUGGUCUUUGCAUUUUCGUGUUCAUUUUUUUUCGGUGUACCUCCGCCCCCGUCAUCCCCUCAAGUGCCCCAAAGGUGUGACAGUUUGUGUGUGCAUUUGACAGAAUUCGCCAUGGAAUGUUGUCUGUGUAACGGUGUUUUGGGAUAAAAACUGGUUCUUUUCUGCCCCUGCGGACGCACCUUUUCGCUACAUUUCCACCUCGCAUCCCAUUAUUAAAACAUAAUUCUACACAUACAAAUUCACAACAAAAAAGGAACUUCCAUUCUGGAAUUAAAUCUUACCUACACCAUAUAGCGGGUGGAAGCAAGAUGAGAACGAUGCGAAGACGCUGAAAGAUGGGUCGAUGAACUUGAUGAAUAAAUAUUGAGAGAAAAGGUGGAAUUUUCCUUUCAUAUUGAACCUUCUUCAGGCAUUUAAUAAAAUGGAAAUUCAACGCCUUCUUUUGCAAUAUAUAUGUCAACUUUGAUGAAUUUAGCGUAGCAAAAGUAAAGGUGAAGAAGUUCUUGGACUGAAGGAGAGUUUGGGGUGGAAGUUUAGAAAGAAGGAUUAACGAUGAUGAAUGGAUUUAGAUUGAAUGAAAAUGAUGAGGAACAAACACAGAAUACACUUAAACCACCACUUGCACUCAGGAUAAAUGGAAGUGGAAAAACAGUGGAAAAUCGAGAAAAUUUUGCAGAUGAGAUGCUGGAGUCGGAGAAAAGUAGCCUUGUGGGGCGAGUGCAUGAUCUCGAGAAGCGCGUCCUUACGCAACAGGAUGAAAUUGUGUGCCUGAGAUCAACACUCGCAGAUGUUUUGCGGCGUGUCAAUCAGCUCGAAGGGCAAGUUGAGCGGGGAACACCCUCAACUGGUCGUAGUGCCCCGAGUACACCGGCACGCAAUGGAGGCUCCUUCUCGGCCCGUGCUAGUCCAACCCCAUACAGUCAGGCCCCCGGGCCGACAGAUUGGAAGCUGCGGAAGCCAAUGGUGCGUCAGGGGAGUACAGCAGAGGCACGUCGGAGUGCUACACUGCAUCAUACGCGCUCCAAAACGAGCCAUCAGUCAAAUGGUUCAUUACAUUCGGAUGGAACACCGAGUAGUACGUCUGUUUCACCGGCUCCAUCACCCUCACCACGACCCAACACGUCUCAGGGACUCCUGCAGACCCACACAGGCUUGGGGAAACGAUGGAAUUCCACGGGGGAUUUCAACACACAAUCACCCCUUCAGGCCAGAUUGGCGACCAAGUCGCUCCUCAAUUUGGCCUCGAAAUCUCCAGUGGGGCAUGUUUUCAGGCAUGGUACCCAUACAACAAGUUACAACGAGGAUGAUGGUACCGUGAAGCUCUUCCUUCGUGGUAGACCUGUAAUUUUCCACGCACCAACAGACGUACGAGAUUCUUAUGAUAUCUCAAAGGUCAAUCCAGCGCCAUCUCGAAAAUUGAGGCUUGACUGGGUGUAUGGAUAUCGUGGGCGUGAUUGUCGUGCCAAUUUGCAUCAGAUGCCAACGGGUGAGAUGGCGUACUUCGUAGCAGCCGCUGUGGUGUUGUACAAUGCCGAAGAGCAAACCCAGCGACACUACUUGGGGCACACGGAUGAUGUGCGUAGCCUCGCUGUGCACCCUAAUAAACUCCUUGUAGCCACGGGGCAGUGUGCUGGGCAUGAGAGACGCGACGGUAUGCCCCAUAUUCGUGUAUGGAAUUCCGUCUCACUCACAACUGUGUCUGUAAUUGGGGUUGGGGAAUUUGCUGGCUCUGUCAAUUGUCUCUCCUUCUCACGAGCGGACGCCGGGGCAUACCUUGUGGCUGUUGAUGAUGCUCCCGAUCGUACAAUAAGUGUCUGGGAGUGGCAAAGGGGUGAAAAAGGACAUCGUAUUACGGAGACAAAGUGUUCAGUGGACACAAUUGUUGGAGCAGAAUUCCAUCCGCUGGAUCGGAAUCAAAUUGUGACGAUCGGGAAGAAUCACAUUUGCUUCUGGACAUUGGAUCAAGGUGGGGCGCUGUACAAACGCAUGGGGGUGUUUGAGGGGCGCGAUAAACCCAAAUAUGUGACCUGUAUGACCUUCACCGCUAAUGGAGACACAGUGACGGGAGAUUCAAAUGGGAAUGUCAUAGUCUGGGGUAGAGGGACCAAUACAAUUGCCAAAUUUAUCAGACGCGUCCAUGAUGGUUCAAUCUUCUCCCUUUGUGCCCUCAAGGAUGGCGGAAUUGUGUCGGGUGGUGGAAAGGAUGGGCGUCUUGUGCUGUUUGAUGCGGAUCUCAAUGUCUUGGGUGCCCAGGCGGCCAUUGAGCCCCACUUUGGGGGUAUUCGUGUUGUCUCCGAGGGGCGCGGGACGCAACUUCUGGUCGGUACAACGCGCAAUUGCAUCCUCACUGGAUCCUUGGAGUUGGGACUCUCACCCGUCGUCAUGGGGCACACAGAUGAACUUUGGGGUCUUGCAACGCAUCCCACACUCCCGCACUUUGUCACCGGUGGACGUGAUCGUUUGCUGCAGAUGUGGGACUCACUGUCGCAUUCGGUGGUGUGGAGUAAGGACAUUGGGGAGCAAGUGCAGUCGUGCUGUUUCUCCCCAAUGGGGGAGACAAUCUGCGUGGGUGGUGUUUCCGGACGAUGGAUGACAUUUGAUUCCACAACGCGUGAAUUGCUCGAUGAGCAUGUUGAUGGGCAGGAAGCCAUUCAAGUGGUGCGCUUCUCACCUGAUGGUACCUUCCUGGCGCUCGGAUCACGUGACAAUGGGAUCUAUGUGUAUCAAGUGAAUGGCAAUGGGAGGCGCUACUCCAAAAUUGGAAAGUGUUCUGGACAUUCGAGCUUUGUAACGCAUCUAGAUUGGUCAGAAGAUAGUAAAGUCUUCAGAACAAAUUCAGGAGACUAUGAACUUCUUUUCUGGAAUCCCACAACAUGUCGGCAAAUGACAAAUCCAUCAAGUCUCCGAGAUAAUACAUGGGCUACACAUUCCUGCACCCUGACAUUUGAAAGUUUAGGUAUUUGGCCAGAAAAUGCAGAUGGAACGGAUGUUAACACCGCAGCACGGAGUCAUGAUGCUAAACUCAUGGCAACGGGGGAUGAUUGGGGUAAAGUGAAGCUCUACAGUUAUCCGGCAUGUCAGCCAAAGUCUCUGGCGCAUGUUGGAUGUGGCCAUAGUAGCCACGUGACAGCCGUGGAAUUCCUUCGGGAGGAUGCGAGGCUCAUUUCAACCGGAGGACAUGAUACGAGUGUCAUGCAAUGGACUAUUGGCUGAGGAUUAAGGACAGCUCGCUCAUCGAAGCGAAGCCACAGUCGACAACAUAGAAAAGCCUUUAUCAAGCAAUCCAGCUCAAUUUCUGUAAUUUAGUAAAAUGAACCACUUAUAAAAUAAGGGAUUGUCUGUGUGUGCAUGCGCGAUGGUAGUGUUUGGUGGACAUUUGUGUAUUAAUUCAUAAUACCCAAAAGUUAGAAGAAGGAAAAUCAGGCAAAAGACAAUUUUUCUACAAACAACAAAAGUUAUAAUUUUUUUUUUAUAAAGGAAAACAAUUAAUUUUGCAACAAUCCUCAGUGUUUAAGAAAGAAAAGAAAUGAGAAAAAAUUAGUUUAUAAUUUAAUUUUAAGUUAAUUUGCAUUUCAAAAUCAAAAGAAAAUGGGGUUUAAUUUUUUUUCUAUCGCUCAAUAUUCAUUUUGUUGUAUAAAAUGCUAUAUAUACCCUACCUUAUAUACUUUUAAAUGUGCCUUAAUUUCUAUAUACAACAUACAACAUAAGUUAAAAAAAAACAAACGAGGCGUUACAUGCGGAUUAAAGCACAAAAGAAAUCCGCAACUAAUGGAUUAGCCGCUGUAGUGAAGC